Rhineura floridana is the source of this 1519-nucleotide messenger RNA. Its product is annotated as veficolin-1-like. The record is from RefSeq and is a predicted model, not a curated record. The transcript has 8 exons. The coding region runs from base 119 to 1117 and encodes 332 amino acids. NCBI's taxonomy places the organism in Eukaryota, Metazoa, Chordata, Lepidosauria, Squamata, Rhineuridae.
AUUUCCUCAUUCCUCUCUUUACUGAACAGUUUGGGAUUAUCAUGCAUAUAAGGGGGCUCCCCAGCCCUGGUUCAGAGACACAUCCAGAGAAGCAGCAAAGAAGAUUCUGCAAGGCAAGAUGACAGCCCAGAUUGGAUCCCACCUGGCUCUGACAUUACUGGUGGUUGUGUCGGUGGAGAGACUAAGCUUUGGACAGGAGACAGAAGCCAGCUGCUGUGCACAAUUGAAGGGCUUAUCACAGUGUGGAGCAGACAAGAUCUUUCUCCAGGGCCAGGCAGGGCUUCCAGGAAUUCCAGGCAUGCCAGGCACAAAUGGGUUAAUUGGGACUAAGGGUGAUCCAGGCCUUCAGGGGCCCCCAGGUGAGAAAGGCGUUUCUGGGACCGUUGGGAAAGCUGGACCCAAGGGAGAUAAAGGAGACCAAGGUGAAGCAUGCAGUUUGGACACUUCUGCUAGUUGUCAGCAGCAAGAGGCAGGAGCCCGAGACUGCAAGGAACUCUUGGGACGUGGAGAGACCCUGAGUGGCUGGUACACAAUCUACCCUACCACAGGGAAAUCAAUGGUGGUCUUCUGUGACAUGGAGACAGAUGGAGGAGGCUGGCUGGUCUUCCAGAGGCGACAGGAUGGGUCAGUGGAUUUCUAUCGUGGCUGGGAGUCCUACAAGAAAGGCUUUGGGAGCCAAUCCUCAGAGUUCUGGCUAGGCAAUGAUAAAAUCCAUCUUCUCACAAGCUCUGGAGUACAACAGCUGCGAAUUGAUGUGAAGGACUUCAAUGACACUAGAACUUACGCUGCAUAUACCAGUUUCAAAAUCUUGAAUGAGAAAGAGAACUACACACUUCAAGUGGGCUCCUAUUUAGGCGGUAACAUGGGUGAUUCUUUCUCAGGACACCGGGGUAUGGCUUUCUCCACACUAGAUAAAGACAAUGAUACAAAUGAAAAGGGAAGCUGUGCUGUGGCUUACAAAGGUGGCUGGUGGUACAGUGUCUGCCACUCUUCCAACUUGAAUGGCCUGUACCUGAAAGGCGAACACACCUCCUAUGCUAAUGGCAUCAACUGGGCUGCUGGGAAGGGACAUCAUUAUUCUUACAAAUAUGCAGACAUGAAGAUUAGACCUCAAUAGGUCAAACAUCUAUCUGUUCAGACCUGUUAACAGAUCUGCUCAAUGGAUUUCCUAGCAGGCAAACUUUCUUCUGAAUGCUGUGCCUGAAUAUGGUCUCUUAAUGCUGGGUACUGAAAUGGUGAUGCAAGAUCUUUACAAUUGUCUUUUACUGUCUGCAUGUGAGUCAUCAUCCAUAUAAUUCUGCUUUUUAAAUCUCACAAAUGGAGGCCUUACUUGGGGCAUUGACCUGAACAGGGAAAGGCCACUCAGAUGAUGUGCUCCCCUGUCCCUUGCAUAAGGUCUCCUUUCAUUCAGUUUGAGGUGCUACCUACCAUUAUCUUGUACAAUGUCACUUUAGACUAAUUAUGGUUGAUGACUGGCUUAGAACAUCCCCAUUCCCAAAUAAAGCAAUAGUUGCACCUA